ACACAGAUUUCAGAAUUUCUACUUCUGGGAUUAUCAAAUGAACCAGAACUGCAGCCCCUCAUAUUUGGACUUCUCCUCUUCAUGUACCUGAUCACUGUGUUUGGAAACCUGCUCAUCAUCCUGGCCGUCAGCUCAGACCCCCACCUCCACACCCCCAUGUACUUCUUCCUCUCCAACCUGUCCUUUGCAGACAUUUGUUUCACCUCCACCAUCAUCCCAAAGAUGCUGUGGAACAUCCAGACUCACAGCAAAGUCAUAACCUAUGAAGGCUGCAUCACCCAGGUGUAUUUUUUCUUACUGUUUGGGGGAUUGGACGUCUUCCUCCUGACUGUGAUGGCCUAUGAUCGGUAUAUGGCCAUCUGUCACCCUCUGCACUACAUGGUCAUCAUGAAACCCCGGCUCUGUGGUCUCCUGAUUCUGUCAUCUUUUAUUAUGAGUUUCCUAUAUUCCCUGAUGCAAAGCUUAAUGGUGGUGCAGUUGUCCUUCUGUACAAAGCGGGUAAUCCCACACUUUUUCUGUGAAGCCAACUUGAUGAUCAAACUUGCCUGUUCUGACACCUUCAUCUGUGACAUGGUGGUAUAUUUUGUAUCAGGGGUGCUGGGUGGUGGUUCCCUUGCUGCUAUUCUUUACUCUUACUCUAAGAUAAUUGCCUGCAUAAAUGGAAUCUCAUCAGCUCAGGGGAAGUAUAAAGCAUUUUCCACCUGUGCAUCUCAUCUCUCAGUUGUCUCCUUAUUCUCUUGUUCAGUCCUGGGAGUCUACCUUACCUCUGCUGAUACUCACAGCUCACAUUCAAGUAUGAUUGCCUCGGUGAUGUACAGUGUGGUCACACCCAUGCUGAAUCCCUUCAUGUACAGUCUCAGGGAUAAAGACAUUAAAAAAGCUCUGAAAAUAUUUGGGAAGGAAACUAAUAAAGAGUUAAGUGUCCUGGGGCUGAAGAACUGCCACUGA
Messenger RNA from Budorcas taxicolor (takin), 948 nucleotides. RefSeq names its product olfactory receptor 7A10-like. Bases 82 to 948 code for a protein of 288 amino acids. Gene Ontology annotation, cellular component: membrane. Gene Ontology annotation, molecular function: G protein-coupled receptor activity; olfactory receptor activity. The transcript has a single exon. The record is from RefSeq and is a predicted model, not a curated record. NCBI's taxonomy places the organism in Eukaryota, Metazoa, Chordata, Mammalia, Artiodactyla, Bovidae. Gene Ontology annotation, biological process: G protein-coupled receptor signaling pathway.